AAUCUCCAAUUGCUCUUGUAUUUUACUGUUUUGUGUUGAUCUCUGCCUCACGGCUCCUCUCGUCCCCCCACAGAUGAUUUCCCCGUCAAGGAAGGUGAUGUGCUCCAGUCAUUUUACAUGGUGCAGGAGUUUCUGGGUGAGGGCAACUUUGGGAAGGUGGCCAAGUGUCGACACAAAGUGACCCAUCAGGACGUGGCCAUCAAAAUCUCAAAGAACAAGCCCAGUAUUAUUAGAGAGACAAAGAAAGAGCUUGCCAAUCUUGAACUCCUGCGUGCCCUGGACCCAGAGAGGGCCAACAUCGUCAGGUGGUACGAUGCUUUCACACACGGAGACCUUAUUUGCCUCAAAUUUGAACUCCUGGUCCAGAGUCUUCAUGACUACGUGGAUGAGCUGAACUACGACCCUCUUCCCGUCAGUGAUCUCCGAGCUGUUGUGCAGCAAAUGGCCACCGCACUGCUCCACCUGCAGACCCUGGGUGUUAUUCAUUGCGACAUAAAGCCCCAGAAUAUUAUGGUGGUCGACCACAAUCAGCCGCUGAAGGUCAAGCUGAUUGACUUCGGAUUGGCACAGCAGAUCUCAGAGCCUCCAUCUUUUGCGGGGACCUUUUGGUACCAAGCUCCAGAGGUCCACUUAGGAUUGGCCUACGUGGAGGAGAUCGACAUGUGGGCGCUUGGUGUGUCUGUGGCUGAGCUGGCUAUUGGAACGGCCCUGUAUCCCGGAGAACAUCCCUAUGAUAUGAUAAAGUUCAUCGUGGAGACUCAGGGUCUGCCCCCAGACCACCUCCUCAGGUUGGGACCACACACCAACCACUGUUUUGAGAGACAGCGUAUCAACGGUCAGGACACUUGGACACUGAAGACUCCUGCAAUGGUGAAGACGGAGACGGGACACAAAUUCUCCGACACCAGACAGGUUGUGUUGACCUGUCUGGAGGACAUCAUGGAGAUGAUGGACACAAACACGACAGAGAAGGAGGGUCGUGAGUUUGUGGACCUUCUGAAACACAUGAUGAACCUUGACAGUGAACAGCGGAUCAGACCUGCCGAUGUUCUUAAACAUCCCUUCAUUGAAGAGGACGGUCUGGAGAAGGAUGUUCAAGAGGACAGUCUGGAGAAGGAUGUUCAAAAGGACAGUCUGGAGAAGGAUGUAGAAGAGGACAGUCUGGAGAAGGAUAGGAAACUCUGGACCUGA
Thalassophryne amazonica is the source of this 1191-nucleotide messenger RNA. Its product is annotated as homeodomain-interacting protein kinase 2-like. The transcript has 8 exons. Gene Ontology annotation, biological process: peptidyl-threonine phosphorylation; intrinsic apoptotic signaling pathway in response to DNA damage by p53 class mediator; positive regulation of transcription by RNA polymerase II. Gene Ontology annotation, molecular function: SMAD binding; ATP binding; protein tyrosine kinase activity. The record is from RefSeq and is a predicted model, not a curated record. Bases 118 to 1191 code for a protein of 357 amino acids. NCBI's taxonomy places the organism in Eukaryota, Metazoa, Chordata, Actinopteri, Batrachoidiformes, Batrachoididae. Gene Ontology annotation, cellular component: PML body; nucleus; cytoplasm.